CCACACCUAAAAAAAAGUACAGUUUGUGCCCAGGAAAGUAAAUAUGUAACCAUAAGAAAAGGAAAAUCCAAGAAAAAGGACACAGGAUGAGCAGACAAAUACAUACAGGAAGGACUAGACUGGGACAGAAUGGAAAUUAACUUGACCAACCAAUCGUAGUAAUGGCUGCCAGAUUUCUGCAAAUUUGUCAGAGGAACCCCGUAGUGACAUCCUAAUUUUUUCAAGUUUAAGAAAAUAAACAAUAUCCCUCAACCAAAGUAUGAAAGAAGGAGGUUGUGGUGAUUUCCAUUUAAGAAGAAUUAUUCUCCUUGCAAUAAUAGUCAUAAAAGACAAAGAAUUUUCUUGGGAAGAGGACAAAGGAGAUGACCCCGAAAACACCCCAAACAAAACACUCUGGGGGUUCGGAUCAAUUUUUCUGCCAACCACGUGAGAUAUAACAACAAAUAUCUCUGUCCAAAAACUCUUCAGCCUUCAACCAAAACAUGUGUAUAAGGUUUGCAGGAGACUGUUGGCACCUAUCACAAACUGGGGAAACCGUGCUAUAAAAUUUAGACAGACAAGCCUUGGUAUAAUAAACGCGGUGCACAAGCUUGCAUUGAAUAAGACAGUGUCUAGCACAUAUAGAAGACUUAUGUACCCGUAUUAAGAUGCGUGACCAAAGCUCGUCAGGGAUAGCCUCUCCUAUAUCCUCCUCCCAGAGGGCCUUGAUUGAGCCUAAAGACUCAGAGCGGAUCGAGUAGCUAAUUUAUUCUAAUCCACACAAAAGGAUCAUCCUUACAUCCAGAAGUCUCAAGAAGAAAUGUUUGUCUGUUUAAACAUUUAGAUGUUUAAACUUGAGAUGCUUUGGGAACAGUUGCCUAUUAUAAUAGUUCAAAGACAAAAUAAACCUCAACAUGCAUCAAUCUCAGUGUUACAGCCAAUCAGUACCAGGGAAGAUGCAUCGAGGUGUUCCAGCUUCCCAAGCUGAAUUUUCUUUUGAAUAUUUUAUAUAUACUUGAAAAAAUAAAUACCAAAACUGGUGUUCAACUAUAAUCUGGCAUUGAAAUUAUUUCAGUAACUCUCACUGACCCAAAACAGAAAUCGUCAACUGUGGAUGAAAAAAGAAAAGAUUUUUGUGUCUCUUUACGUAGUUUAUGUAAAUAUUUGGUUUCUAUUGUGAUUGUUUUCAAAUCAUCAAGUGAAGUUAUAAAUCUUUAGGCUUUUCCUGAAUGUGACAAACCCUGGUCUGAGUUCACAUGAUGAAAUGAGGAAAGCAAUGAGUGGAAUGUGGAACUGCUGAGCAGAUUUCAACACAUACAGCGAGUGCGCUGCAAGCAGGCACUUGCCACCGUGUGCGUGCGUGAAGGCGUGCGUGUGUGGCCUGUGUGCGUCUUUAAUCCUUUGUAAAGGCUGGCUUUGACUGGCCCAGAAAUCGGAUGUUUUCUCAUUCGAGCUUUUCCCAGACACACCUCUUCCUCCUCCUCCUUUUUUCUAUUCUCUCUUCUUAUUUCGCCCAUCUAUCGCUCUGUCUGGCCCCCAUAAUUUAUUUUGCAUUUGUCUGUAACUACGUUGCCUUGGGAAGAUUUUUUUUGUUUUCGUUAAAACAAUUUAGACAAAAAGACUAAAGCUUCAGCUUCCACCCUCCCUCUCCUCCUCUUCCCCUGUAAUAUUCAGACACAAUUGCUGGCAGCCUUGGGGCGGAAUAGUUAAGAAGGUAUGUGAAGUAAGUCUUUUUUAGGACUUUGAAUGAACCAAAAGAAGAAAGAACGACGUGAGAGGGGGAAGGGUGGAGGACAAAGAUGGAGCUAGAUGAAGUGUGAGAGGGAGAAAAGCCUCAGAGCUGCAGGUGUGGGAGCAAAUUGAGUUAAAGCGGCCGGGCUUAAGGAGCUGGGAGAAUAAGAUGCAUGUAAAAAUAAAGCAACUCAAACACUGUGAUGUGCUUCGAAAUAGCAUUUUUGGAGGCUGACAAACCGCCUGUCUGGUACAUUUAAAUCCGAUUUCUGCUGCCUCUGCAUAACCUGCAAUUUCAGGGGAAAUAAAAAAGAAAGGGGCAGUGUAAUCAGCUGAAGCACACAGAUCUCAUGCCUCUCUGAUCCCUCAUCCCGCCCACCGCACGCACGUCUCCCAUUCUUGUAUUUUUUGCUCAUUCACUCCAGCGAGACGCCUGAGAGGAGGACGCCUUCACUUUGUUUGCCAACACCGAAAGCUGGACUGCUUUGGGGGGAAAAAAUCCCAAUCUAGGAACAGGAUUUGAAUUGAGUUUAUUCUGUUUUAUCCUCUUCCUCCUUGAUGCAUUUCCUAAGAAUUAGACGGAAAAGUUGUGACAGCUUUAGAAAGAACACAGAGAGAGAGAGAGAGAGAUUUGCCCUGAAGGCUUUGAAAGAAGAAACAGGAGCCAGAUAAAAAAAGGGGCAGCGAUAAUCUGCACAGCUGCUGCGUGGAGGAAAGGAGACACAGACAGAUAAAGAAAGCAAACGAGGUGAACAAGUGCGAAGGACGAGGAGAGGAGACAGACGAGGACGACCGUUCACGUUGAAGGCCACGGCAGAUAUAAAUACAAAGUGAAGACAAAACCCCAGAGGGACACCUGUCGUCAAAUUAGCAGCAAUGGAGACGCGGCGGGACGAGACGAGAAAGCUGGACUGAGGAGAAACGUUGAACGCGCCGGGCUCGAGCGAAGUAAGACGAGAAGGUUUCUUCAUCAUGAUUUCUUCAGGUGGCGUCCCAAAAUCCAACGACCUGCACGGGAGGAGCAACUUCGUCCCAGGAUAGAAUGAGAAGUGGAGCUCGAUCCGUCAGAAUCGUCCUGCUUUCACAUUAACUUCACCAACUCCCCCCACCCCCUGCUCUCCAUCCCCUCACUAUGUGGAUACCAGCUGUGCUCCUAUGGAUGCUUUACUUCAGCUGUCUGUGCUCAGGUCAAGACUACAGGGACUAUUACCCAACCGGAGACACGGGCACCGAGGCUCCAACCCAGUCAGAUGACCAGUCCAGUUUGGAGACGGUGACCAGCAUGGACCAGCUGCUGCAGCUCUUCUACCCUGAAUACAGUUUGAUCCAGCAGUGCAUGAGGAAAAGAUCCUGGCACGCCUCCUCUUCCUCAUCUUCCUUCCCUUCCUCGUCUUAUUCAACCUCUUCGGCGAGCCCUUUGGUCCGCUCCGACGACGACGUGUGGGUUCCGAUGCGGGAGGAACCCGUCUACAGAGUGGAUGGAACGCUGGCCGUCAUUCUGGAAGAGAUCCAGCGCACGUCGUGCCAACCGAGAGAGGUUUGUGUUGAGGUGGCCAAGGAGUACCCAGAAUCCACCAGUCAGCUGUACCUCCCUCGCUGCGUGGCGCUGCAUCGCUGCGGCGGUUGCUGCGGGAAUGAGGCUUUCUACUGCACCAACACGAGCUACAGUCUCGUCAAUAAAACCCUGAUGGAGCUGUCUCCGCCCAGGAUGGAUCGCUCAGUCGCCAUGGUAACAUUCGUCAACCACACAUCGUGCGAAUGCCUCUCCAAGCGGCCGCUUCACUCCAUCAUAAGGCGAGCGGCAACAGAUCAUCUGUGCUCCCCUCCUGAAGUCCCCUGCACCUCCGGAUCGUUAUGGGAUCCAGCGAACUGCGUGUGUGUCUCUGCGGACACCAUCAGCUACACUCAGAAACAAACAGAGGCGCUGGACUCGGGUCUGCUGGCUCUCUGCGGGCCCAACAGGGUUCUGGAAGAAUCCACCUGCGAGUGCGUCUGUCAGAACGGACUGACAGAAGCCAGCUGCUAUCCAGGCUGGAAACUGGACCAGAACACCUGUGAGUGCCAGUGCGAAGGCCAAGGCGAGGGGAAGCUGUGUCCUUUCGGACAGCGGUGGGACGAUGAGCUGUGCGGUUGUGUGUGCGCGGUGGAGUGUCCCAGGAAUCAGCCCCUAAAUCCCGACACGUGUCUGUGUCAGUGCAGAGAGAGUCCCCAGACGUGUCUACGGCAGGGCAAGAGGUUCAACCCGAACACCUGCAGUUGUUACAGGCUUUCCUGCAGAAACCCCAGACGAGAGUGCCAGGACGGGUUUUACUACAGCAGCCAGGUCUGUCAGUGCAUCCCCAAGUACAUGAAGUGGAAUUACCAAACAAGAAAGUGAGGAAGAGGAAUUUAUCCCGCUUGGAUCGGAAACUUUUCCACCCGAGUGACUCCAAGUACAGGAGCUGGAAGUGGAUCUACAUAGAGAGACAUGCAGCGUUUGUGGGAGGUUUAAGCCGCCUGUGCCGAGUCACUUUUCAAGUGAACCAUCUCAAAUUGUGUCCAUAAACUUCCCCAGAACAAAGGAAAGGGCAAAAAGGCACGUUUAUGCAACAAAACUCUUCAAAGAGAGCCAAUAAGGACAGAUAUUUGAUUCCUUCCACAUCUGGAAAACCCCUAGAGAUUGACUGUAAACGCACAGCAACAAGGUGGGAUGGACCAGACCGACCGACGUGUUGCAGCAAGAAGAAUGCCAACCACCAACGAGCCAAGGAGCUGCAGCUCGUGCCUGUGUGAAAUGGAAUGUGAAUAAGAUAAUAACAGACCCGACUACAUGCUUUUUUCUUCUUCCUUUUUUUUUUUUCCAAAAUAAAUGUGGGAAAGACGAAUCUUAAGGCAAAUUUCCAUAUUGGCUGGAAGGAAAAUCUUGUAGAGAGGAUCUCUAAAGUGUGCACACCCUCUGUUAUCAUGCCGGGUUAAAUCAGAAUCAUUUUCAAUCAUUUUCGUAUCGACGACUGAACGCCGAAACCGAGUCGAAAACAUUAAGAAAUGUUAAAUAAGCGCACGUGGAAAAAAAAAAGUACAUCUUCACUCAAAAAAGCAAAUACAAAUAAUUUUUCUAAUUCGAACCCAAAACGAGGAGAAGGAUUUUACUUCAGAGUGAGAAAGAAAAAAAAAGUUUGUCUCUUUUUAUUCACCGUCUGGUUUCGACUGCACGUUUUCAAAUGAUUUUUCAACUUUUUAGAUGUUGUCAUCCAAAUGUAACUCAUUUUAACUGGGGUAUGUACACUUUUGUUGAUUCCUUACGCUCCCUUCUUUUCGACGAGGUGAAUCGCUUGACACAUUUCUACAUCCAGUUACAACCUGACAGUUCUGGGUCUGCUUCUAAUUUAUCUGUUCCCGCUCCGAGUAAUUUUAUUUUUAUGUAUUUAAACGUUUUAUAUUUAAAGAGAGAAAGAGCGGAAAAUAAACUAGUGAAAUUUUUAAGAUGGAUUUGUGAGUAGCUGUACAUAACUGUAUUUAAAUCACGAUAAUAACUAGAGAGCAAUUAUAUUAUUUUAAAGUGAAGCAAGCCGCAUCGUUUUGCAACAAGUGUUUUCUGGAAACAUUCGGAAUGAUGACUGCUGCUUAUUCAUCUGAUUCACUGAAAUAUAGUGUUAGUUAUUUAAUUCUCAGUUUUGAUGCUUAAUGCUGGGUGGAAGGAGCGACUGCAGUGCAGCUAGGAUUGCAAACCAGUGGUGGUUUUUGAGUGAAAGGCAUCCCGCCAUCAACCAAUCAAAACGCAUGAAAUAAUCCGCAAUUCUGGGAGGGAAUAAAAUGCAGUCUAGUUCUUAUUCUCAUUACUCUCAGCAGCACUGGGUUUUUUUUAAAUCAAGAUGCAAAAAUUGCGCAUUUUUUAUGUUUUUUUUUUGGGAGCCCCUUCUAUAAUACCACCCUGGAAAACUGCCCAUAUCCAAAAGUGCCACUGGUUGUAGUUCAUGUGCUCUGGGGCUGUAGAAGAAUCCAUCAUCAUUACUUCAGUAAGUAUUGAUUAAAGGCUGUCUGACUGA
Gambusia affinis (western mosquitofish) is the source of this 5735-nucleotide messenger RNA. RefSeq names its product vascular endothelial growth factor C-like. Gene Ontology annotation, biological process: induction of positive chemotaxis; vascular endothelial growth factor signaling pathway; positive regulation of angiogenesis. The record is from RefSeq and is a predicted model, not a curated record. NCBI's taxonomy places the organism in Eukaryota, Metazoa, Chordata, Actinopteri, Cyprinodontiformes, Poeciliidae. Gene Ontology annotation, cellular component: membrane. The coding region runs from base 2843 to 4087 and encodes 414 amino acids. The transcript is spliced from 8 exons. Gene Ontology annotation, molecular function: growth factor activity; vascular endothelial growth factor receptor 3 binding; chemoattractant activity.